Molecule: messenger RNA, 1197 nt
Organism: Lemur catta (Ring-tailed lemur)
Lineage: Eukaryota; Metazoa; Chordata; Mammalia; Primates; Lemuridae
Gene: SRGN
Product: serglycin
Exons: 3
Coding region: 68-523 (151 amino acids)
Biological process (GO): secretory granule organization; negative regulation of bone mineralization
Cellular component (GO): secretory granule
Source: RefSeq, a predicted model, not a curated record
GAGCACAGCGCUACAUUUCCUAAUCGUGAGGUUGGGGUGCAGCCGGUAGGGCUGGAGUGAGCUGGUCAUGAUGCAGCGGCUACUCAAGUGCAGUGGGCUUGUCCUUGCUCUUGCCCUCAUCCUGGUUUUGGAAUCCCCGGUUCAAGGUUAUCCUAUGCGGAGAGCCAGGUACCAGUGGGUCCGCUGCAAUCCCAACAGUAAUUCUGCAAACUGCAUUGAUGAAAAGGGACCAAUGUUUGACCUUGCUCCAGGUGAAUCCAACAGGAUCCUCCCUCCAAGGAUGGACAGUUUUUCAUUCCAGAACGUGGAUGAUAUCUUCCCCAUUUCUGAAGACUCCUCUGGGUCAGGCUCCGGCUCCGGCUCAGGAUCUGGAAGUGGCUUCCUAACUGAAACGGAACCAGAGUACCAGCCAGUAGAUGAAACUGAUGCUUUCUAUUACAACCCUAAGUCUCUUGCCAGGAAUCUGCCCUCAGACAACCAGGACUUGGAUCAAGAUGGAUUCAAAGAGGAUUUUAUUAUAUAAAAGACAGGGUUUCCCCACCUUGACGCCAGGCAAUGUAUUCAGCAUAUUUCGGGUACCACGGUUAAAUGAUUUAUCUUGGGACAAAGAGUUUUAUAGAAAUUUUAAAACAUCUGAAAAAGAAGCUUAAAUUUUAUCAUCUUUUUUUUUCUCAUGAGUUCUUAAAGAAUUGUUCUUUAAUUCUGUUAUCUGUCCUAUUGUUCUGGAAAAUACCUGCAUUUUGGGGUAUCAUAUUCAACCAAUAUCACUGUGAAAUUAAUCAGAUUCCCAUGUCUACAAAAUUGCUUUAAAUAAUAAAUUAUACUGUUUUUUAAAAUUUCAGUUUGAGAAGCAAAUUGACAGGCAAUAUUUCAUAUCUAAGUCUUCAGAAACCUUAUUCUGUGAAUUACAGAUAUGCUCCUUUUCUUAUGAAAACAAAACAAAAAACAAGAUGAAACAGUGAAUUCAUAGAAUGGGUGUUUGACAUGUGCUACAAAGUGAAGUGCACUAUACUAUUGCCAUUGGAUGUGUUUGCAGAGCUAGUGGACAUUGUUUAUCUAGAAGUAUGAUAGCUAUUACAAUUAGAUUACUGAAGUUAGCACGGUUGUGCUCUCAAUACCUCAUAUUGCUUUACCUUUUUUUCCUGGAUAUCUGUGUACUUUCAAAUGUUACUCUAUUAAAGCAGAAAUAUAACUAAA